Molecule: messenger RNA, 2323 nt
Organism: Nyctereutes procyonoides (raccoon dog)
Lineage: Eukaryota; Metazoa; Chordata; Mammalia; Carnivora; Canidae
Gene: VGLL2
Product: vestigial like family member 2
Exons: 4
Coding region: 200-1156 (318 amino acids)
Biological process (GO): regulation of transcription by RNA polymerase II
Cellular component (GO): nucleus
Source: RefSeq, a predicted model, not a curated record
GACGCUGCCGGGCUGGGAGCGGAGCCUGCGAGCGGGAACGGGAGCGGGAGCGGGAGCCGGAGCCGCCGAGCGCGCUGCCCGCCGCCCCGCCGCCGAUGACUCGGGAGCUCGGGUGCAAGCGCCGCCCAUGCAGCAUCUCUGCGCUCCGCGGACCGAGAGUUGAUGAAAAACCGCUUAGCCGUCUCCGCUGCGGGGAGCCAUGAGCUGUCUGGAUGUUAUGUACCAAGUCUAUGGUCCUCCCCAGCCUUACUUCGCAGCCGCCUACACCCCCUACCACCAGAAACUAGCCUACUACUCCAAAAUGCAGGAAGCCCAAGAGUGCAACGCCAGCCCCAGCAACAGCACCGGCAGCGGCAGCUCCUCCUUUUCCAGCCAAACUCCAGCCAGUAUCAAAGAGGAAGAAGGCAGCCCAGAGAAAGAGCGCCCACCAGAGGCGGAGUACAUCAACUCCCGCUGCGUCCUCUUCACCUAUUUCCAGGGGGACAUCAGCUCGGUGGUGGACGAGCACUUCAGUAGGGCCUUGAGCCAGCCUAGCAGCUAUUCCCCGAGCUGUACGAGCAGCAAAGCACCCAGGAGCUCCGGGCCCUGGCGGGACGGCUCCUUCCCGAUGAGCCAGCGCAGCUUCCCCGCCUCCUUCUGGAACAGCGCGUACCAGGCACCGGUGCCCGCGCCGCUGGGCAGCCCGCUGGCCGCCGCGCACUCGGAGCUGCCCUUCGCCGCCGCCGACCCCUACUCGCCGGCCGCGCUGCACAGCCACCUGCACCAGGGCGCGGCCGAGCCCUGGCACCACGCGCACCCGCACCACGCGCACCCGCACCACCCGUACGCGCUGGGCAGCGCGCUGGGCGCCCAGGCCGCCGCCUACCCGCGGCCCGCCGCCGUGCACGAGGUCUACGCGCCGCACUUCGACCCGCGCUACGGGCCGCUGCUGAUGCCCGCGGCCUCCGGGCGCCCCGCCCGCCUCGCGCCCGCGCCGGCGCCCGCGCCCGGCAGCCCGCCCUGCGAGCUCUCCGCCAAGGGCGAGCCGGCCGGCGCCGCGUGGGCCGCGCCCGGGGGACCCUUCGCCAGCCCCGCGGGGGACGUGGCCCAGGGGCUGGGACUCAGCGUGGACUCAGCUCGUCGUUAUUCCCUCUGUGGUGCGUCCCUCCUGAGCUGAUCUGCUGACCCCGGUUCCCCCUUCCCUUUCCCUUCCGACCAGCCACGGAGGCUCAGCACCUGGGCCUCUCACUUCAUGGAUGAGGACACGGGGGAAGGCAGAGACUUCAAACUGCUCCGUGUAUUGCGAAAACCAAAACAUACAUCUACAGAAGUUUUGUCUAACAAUAAUUCCUUCCGCGGAAAGAGCAGAUCCAAAGACUCUGAAUCAUGUUACAAGCCUUCCGGGCAGAUCACUGGAAAUAUCUGCGGUGAUCUCACUUAGGUGAUAUGAUGUCAUAAGUUUUCUUGAAAAGAGGAGGGGGGAAAAAGGGACUCUUUUGGUGUGAAUAUUUUUUAUGCUGAUGUGAAUUAUGUCAUUAAGUGGUGUGACCAUAUAGCACUACUGAUGUCAGUAUCCUCACAUUUAAAAUGUAUUUGUAUUUGCAUCAAAGACUGUGGUAGAGAAGUAAAAGAGGCCACUUCCUUCUUCCUCACCUCAUGGCCUCCAGCUCCCUUCAUGCCCACUCCCUCUCUGCAACACCCACUCCAGACACAAAGACACACUUUUUUCAUUUGGACUGUGAACAUGGAAGCCUCAGCCUAAAUGUGAGUGGCAAGUGGCUUAUCUGAAGCCACCUGCCCAAGUCUUACUGAAAUGCAGCUGUUGUAAGGACAACUGUUUGAAAACUCCAGAAAUACAUCGACCAAGGUGGCACUUCCCAGUGUUUGGCACAACAAUUGCAAUUGCACUGGAUCUAUUUUAUAUGUGUGUGUGUGUGUAGAUAUAUAUCCUAUUUUUUACGAGAAACAUUUUACGAUGAAAGAAGAAACUCUUCUCUGCCUUCUCCUACAAAUUCCAUCUCUCCUUCCAUCCUCCUCUGGAUGAAAAAAAAAAAAGCAGCAAGGAACCCCAACUGCCUCCAUGAAGAAGAACCAGGAAUCGCCACAAGGGGAAGAAAUGUCCAUGGAGUCUCCAGUACCUCGAAUAUUCCUCUCAGUCUCUAUGGUCACUGUUUGGUCACUUUAAUUUUGGCACAGGGGAAGGGGUCCACAGGUGGGCAAAGCUGCAGGUAACGAGGAAGAAGAAAUGAACAGUAAAAAUGUCUCUUUACUACAGGGUCGCUGUGUUAUUUCAUAAAAAGGAGAUAAAUGUCUUAGUCUUUCUCUAGUGGAAUAAAAUAAUUUA